AUGAUGGCUGGUUGCAGUUCUUCCGAUGCCCAGCAGUGCCCUCCCUGCUGCCAACCUGUGACUGUGAGUUGCCUGGGGGGUCACACAGAGCAGACAGUGCAGUGCCAUGCAGCCCAGGACUUCUCGUGCGGGCAGCCCUGCGGCCGGGUGUUGCAGUGUGGCAAGCACCACUGCCAGAAGGAGUGCCACAGAGCUGGGCCUGAGACAUGCAGUAGUUGCAGCCUGGCGUGCGACGGGGUGUGUCAUAGCGGCCACGCCUGCCCCCUGCCAUGCCAUGCGGGAGACUGCCCGCCGUGUGAGGAACCAUUACGGCUGGCUUGCCAUUGCGGCAAGACGACUGUGGAGCUGCCUUGCCACGAGCAUCUCUUGGCGACUGAAGCGGGGACCCUUGGGCAAAGGCUGUGCUGUGAAAAGCCGUGCCACAAGCAGUUACCACUUUGCGGCCAUCCCUGCAGGUCCUCUUGUCAUGAGGGCAACUGCCAGGGGACCGCCACUUGCAGGGAAGUGGUGACGGUUUUUUGCCGCUGCAAGAGCAAGAGGGAGUCGUGGACCUGCGGGGGGGUGCAGGAGGCGCUUGUGGCCCGGGGCCUGCAUCCGGGGUACAGCGAGGCGUCGAAGCCCAGGCUGCUGGAUUGUGACGACAGCUGCCUGCAGAAGCGAAGGAAGGAUAGGCACGAGGGCCGCGGCAACGAGGGCAGGGAGGGAGGUGCAGAAGGGGCGGAGUUUCCGAUGGAGGGGCUGUCACAGAGGGCGCUGCCUAGGGAGGGUCGGGAUGCUGCAGGCAGGUCACAGACAAGAAAGCUGACGAGAGAAGAACGCAGGAUUGCGGCAGAGAAGCGCGAAGCGGAGAAGAAGAGGCGCGCGAUGUACUCGAGGAUCUGGCGACGGUUUCUCAAGUCGCUGCCGGUCGUCUUGGGACUGAUUCUGGGAUUCAUCUUGUUUAGGUUACUGGCUGGCAGCAGCUGA
Molecule: messenger RNA, 966 nt
Organism: Ostreobium quekettii
Lineage: Eukaryota; Viridiplantae; Chlorophyta; Ulvophyceae; Bryopsidales; Ostreobiaceae
Source: the annotation of a GenBank genome assembly